Paramuricea clavata is the source of this 667-nucleotide messenger RNA. Lineage: Eukaryota; Metazoa; Cnidaria; Anthozoa; Malacalcyonacea; Plexauridae. The record is from the annotation of a GenBank genome assembly.
UUGAUUCAGUACCUGAAAAUGACUUAACAGUUGAGAGGAAAGUUGACUGUUUAUAUGAUUUAACGCAUAAAAUCUACAACUCGCUCAACAAGCCGACUAUCAUAAACGGCGAUUCAGAACAAUUAUACAAGUCCGAUGUCCUAAACAACGAUAAUCAAACAGAAAACUCAUCUCGCUCUGAACAUUAUGACUUGUCUAUGGAUCUGGAAGGCGUUAAACUCGAUGUUGUAAAUUAUGACUUCUCUAUGGAUCUGGAAGGCGUUAAACUCGAUGUUGUAAUUAAUCAAUCUAAGCUUUCAAACAGUAUCUCAAUAAACCAAAAAGAUACUAGCCAAAACACUGAAGCGAUCAAUCAACUCAGAGACCAAUUGUCUAAUAUGCAAAGCAGAAUUGUUGCAUUAGAAGCCAAACUAGAUAAUCCCCUACCAAAGAAAUUAACAACGAAUCAAAAUUCCCCGGAGAACAAUGAGAGUAAGACUGCCUCGCCACCAACACAACCUCCAUUGAAUCAGUUAAACAAUGUCGAAAUAUCGAUUAUAAAACCCUUGGCCUUGGAUGAAAAUACAAAUCAAUCACGCGUUAAUUUAGAAAGCAAUCAAGAUCAAAACGAGUGGUUGAACCCUGCGCUUGAUCCCCUAGAACUAAAUAAGACAGGACUAAAAUUAAG